GCCCUCUCUUCACUUCUUCUUUCUCUCUCCUAAGUCCUGAGUUCUGAGUUCUGAGUUCUGACCCCCAUCAAAAUUCACUCCCACGUCUCCAUUACUAAGACCUUCUUCAAUCAAGAUCUGCGCUUUCUCUCUAGUUUCUACCUCUCACUUCAUGCACAUCAACGACGCUUAAUUGACGGCGUUGCGGUGGUUUUCAUGGCGGUCAUAUAAAGCAUAAAUUAUUCCACCAAUCAAAUUAAUUUCAAGCUUUCUUCAAUGGCGGAAGAAACCUUGUCCGAGGUUCUCUAUGAAACUCUUCAUCACGCUUCUCGUCCUUGUUUCCCUAAUUAUCCUCCUCGACAGGUGAGUGAUAAUUCCAAUUCAGGAGUAUUAUCAUUGCUAUCGUCUCGAGGUUUGGCUCAACUUAAAGAGAAAUGGUCUGCAUACAAAGAACCUAAGAAAUUGAAGAGGUUGGUGUCGUUGUUUGUUUCUCCUAAAGGUGAACGAGUAGCAGUUGCUGUUGGAAAUCAUAUAACCAUUUUACGGAAGGAUGAGGACUAUCAACAACCAUAUGGGACUUUUAUUAGUCAUAAUAUUAAUGCAUUCACUCUUGGAGUAUGGUCAGAAUCACAUGAUGUUCUCGGAAUUGUUGAUGACAUGGACACAUUAUACUUCAUCAAAUCAAAUGGCGAAGAACUAAUGAAAGUCGAGCGCAGGCAAUUUAAAGUGACAUUGCCAAUUGUGGGCCUUUUUGUGCCUGAUGUUACAGAGACAGUGGGAUCUUUCCUGUGCAACUUCAAUUUUCUUACUUCAGAUGGAACCCUACAUCAAAUUGAGAUCAGUCAGGAUCUCAAUGCAUCUCUUUCCUCAAUACGGUUAUGGAGUGAUAUAAAGAGACAUUCAUCAUUGAAUUUAUUCUGUUUAGACUACGAUGUAGAACAUUCCUUGCUUGUUCUGGUUGCUGGCCCUCCAAAUUUUUCUCGGUCUACAAACAGCAGUACUGGGUCUUGUACACUCUCUGUAUGGAGCUGGAGUCAAAAUUCAGAUUUGCUACAAGUCAGCAGUUUGCAAUUCGAAGGUGUUUAUAGCAAACCAAAAGGCUUUAGAGGCCUCGUUGUAUCUCCAAAGGUGUUGAUCUCACCUCAUGGGAAAUUUAUUGGCACCCUAGAUAUGAGAGCACGCUUGAGCAUUUUUAAGCUCAAUGCUGACUGCCCAUCUCUUUCUCCUUUUGCUUGUGGGGAGACAAAGAGUGAUUUUUUUGAAGAUGUUGUUGAUUUCACUUGGUGGUCUGCUCAUGUGUGCAUUAUUAUCAAGAAUGGAGGUGCUACAACCUUUUUUGAUGUUAUAACUGGUAAAAAGCUGCUAGAUGAUGAUCCAAUGUUUUCUAUGCCGGUUUUGGAGAACACUAAAUGUUUCUUGGGCAAGGUGUUUGUUCUGGAUAUUCCAUUGCCUAAAGACAGAGAAAGCUCUGAUCAUUUAAAAAUAAAUUUCAUUCAUGACAUAGAGCAGUAUACUGGAGGAAACAUUGAUGAAGUGGAGAUAUCAAGACUCUCAUGGAGGUUGUUGUCACUUUCAAAGAAAACAGUUCCUGAAAUGUAUGAUGUCCUUAUCAAGAGUCACAGUUAUCAGUCUGCUUUAGACUUUGCUGAUCGUUAUAAUUUAGAUAAGGAUCAAGUAUUUAAGUCUCAAUGGCUGCACUCUGGACAGGGGAGUGAUGAGGUGCAUAUGUUUCUAGCUAAUGUCAAGGAUGAAGCUUUUGUGCUUGGUGAAUGUGCAGAGACAAUUGGGCGUACUGAGGAUGCAUUGAGGGCUUUGCUUGCAUAUGGGCUUAACUUGACUAAUAGCUACAAGUUUUCUGAUUCUGCAUAUGAAACAUCUGAGCAUGUAUGGAACUUUCGUCUGACAAGACUUCAAUUGUUGCAAUUUAGGGAUAGGCUGGAGACAUUUCUUGGAAUAAACAUGGGCAGGUUUUCUGUGCAGGAAUACAGCAAAUUCCGCAUAAUGCCUAUUAAUGAAUCUGCUGUGAAGCUUGCUGAAAAUGGUAAAAUUGGAGCUUUGAACCUUUUAUUGAAGCGCCAUCCUUUCUCCGUGUCUCCUUUUAUUUUGAAAAUACUUUCUGCUAUACCUGAAACGAUCCAAGUUCAAACAUACAGUCAACUCCUUCCUGGAAGGUCUCCUCCUUCAAUUACUGCUCUUCGUGAGAGAGAUUGGGUUGAAUGUGAAGAUAUGCUGGAAUAUAUCAGAAAUAUGCCUGAUAAUGAUGGAAGAUCUGUGCUUAUUAGAACUGAACCAGUUAUCAAGCAAUUAUCAGGGAUUUCGUGGCCGUCUACGGAUGAGAUGUUGAUAUGGUACAAGGAAAGGGCUCAAGAAAUUGAUACAUUUAGUGGACAGUUAGAAAACAGUAUCUGCUUAAUUGAGUAUGGUUGUCGUAGGGGUAUGUAUGAGUUACAGCAGUUUCUGGAUGACAUCUCAUACUUGCAACAGCUUGUUUAUUCUGAAGGCAAUGAUGAUGAGAUGCAUAGCCCUAUUAGUCUUAUUGAAUGGGAGCAUCUGUCCGAUUACGAGAAAUUCAAAACCAUGCUGAAGGGUGUGAAAGAAGAUAAUAUUGUUGAAAAAUUACGUGUCCGUGCAAUCCCAUUUAUGAAAAAUAAGCUUCAUUUGAGGGGAGAUCACCAGAGGGGGGAUUCAUUUUUGUUUCAGUGGUUGAAGGAGAUGGCUGCUCAGAACAGUAUUGAAUUUUGCUCCGUAGUCAUUGAUGAAUGGUGUCGGGAUGUACAAAGUGGUUUUUUUGUGGAUGAGACGGAAGCAGCUGGCUGUGCGUUGCAGUGCAUAUACUUAUGCAAUGCUACGGAUAGGUGGAAUACAAUGGCAUCAAUUCUAUCAAAGUUUCCAAAUGCAAGAGGUAGUGAUAUUCGUUCAGAGGGCCUAGAGAAAACACUCAAAUCAGCAGAGGGCCAUGUUGAAGCAGGCCGACUCUUGGCUCUUUAUCAGGUUCCAAAGCCAGUGAAUUUCUUUCUGGAGGCUCAUAAUGAUGACAAGGCUGUUAAACAAAUUCUUCGUCUUAUACUCUCAAAAUUUGCAAGACGCCAACCUGCCCGAUUGGACAAUGAUUGGGCAAAUAUGUGGCGUGAUAUGCAGUGUUUGCAGGAAAAAGCUUUUCCAUUUAUAGACCAGGAAUACAUGUUGAUGGAAUUUUGCAGAGGUCUGCUUAAAGCUGGGAGAUUUUCUCUUGCAAGGAACUACUUAAAGGGUACAGGUACAAUCAGUUUGCCAAUUGAGAAGGCAGAAAGCCUUGUGAUUCAAACAGCGAAGGAGUUUUUUUUCUCAGCAUCAAGUCUAUCUUCCUCUGAGAUCUGGAAGGCUAGGGACUGUCUGGAUCUCUUUCCUAACAGCCCAAAUGUUCGAUUGGAAGCUGAUGUCAUCGAUGCAUUAACAGUCAAAUUGCCAAACCUCGGUGUAAAUGUUUUGCCCAUACAGUAUAAGCAAAUAAAGGAUCCUAUGGAAAUUGUCAAGAUGGCAAUUACUAGCCAGGCUGGAGCGUAUCUAAAUGUUGAUGAAAUUAUUGAAGUUGCCAAGCUUCUUGGGUUGGGUUCUCAGGAAGAUAUAUCUUCUGUUCAAGAAGCUAUAGCACGAGAAGCUGCUGUUGCUGGUGAUAUGCAGUUGGCUUAUGAUCUAUGCCUUGUUUUGUCUAAGAAAGGCCAUGGUCCUGUUUGGGAUCUUUGUGCUGCAUUAGCUAGGGGUCCUGCUAUUGAGUACAUGGAUCUAAGCUCCCGGAAGAAGCUUUUGGGCUUCGCUUUGUGCAAUUGUGAUGAUGAAUCUAUUGGCGACCUGCUACAUGCAUGGAAAGAUCUGGAUAUGCAAGCCCAAUAUGAGUCACUAAUAGGUACCCAUGACUUUGCUGAUAAAGGUUCCUCAUUUAUUUCAGCUCCUGGUCGCGCUGCUCAAUCUGUAAUGGUUGGUGACCUUUCUGAGGACGAAGAAACUUAUUUGAGUAGAAUUAAGGCAAUAAUUUCUAAGGUAGCCAAAGACCUUCCUGUGGCAAAUGGGACCAGUUGGGAUGAUUUUCUAAGAGAUAAUGGGAAAGUUUCAUCUUUUGCUAAUUUGCAGCUGCCAUGGUUAGUUGAACUAAGCUGUGAACCUGAACUGGUAAAAAACAUCUAUCCUGCUUCGGUGCCAGGAAAGCAAUAUGUUUCAGUGAGAACCCAGGCCGUAAUAACAAUUUUGUCCUGGUUGGCAAGGAAUGGGUUUGCUCCCAAGGAUGAUUUGAUUUCCUCUCUGGCUGAAUCCAUCAUGGAACCACCUGUUACGGAGGAAGAUGAUAUUGUGGGUUGCUCUUUCCUUCUAAACCUCAUCGACGCUUUUCAUGGGGUAGAAGUUAUCGAACAGCAGCUGAAGGGACGGGAAGAUUACCAGGAUAUCUGUAGCAUUAUGAAUGUUGGGAUGGUAUAUAGCUUAUUACACAAUUCUGGAGCUGCAUGCAAAGAUCCACCCCAGAGGAGAGAGCUAUUACGGAGAAAGUUCCAGGAGAAGAUUAAUUCAGAUGAUCUGGAUAAAAUUGAAAAGGCACAGUCCACAUUUUGGAGAGGCUGGAAAUUGAAACUAGAGGAGCAAAAGCGGAUGGCAGAUCGUACAAAGGUGUUGGAAGAACUAAUCCCUGAGGUUGAUACUGCACGCUUCUUGUCUGGGGAUUUGCAGUACAUGAAUAGGAGUGUCAUGUCCUUCAUUGAGUCAGUGAAACUGCAAAAGAAAACUAUCUUGAAAGACGUGUUGAAGUUGGCAGACACCUAUAGCUUGAAUCGCACAGAGGUCUUGUUGAAGUUUCUUGCUUGUGUCCUAGUUUCAGAAGCUUGGAGCAAUGACGAUAUAGAUGCUGAAAUCUCAGAUUUCAAAGGAGAAAUUCUUGAUUCUGCUAUAAAGACUAUUGAUAUCAUGACCUCUAUUGUGUAUCCCGUGAUUGAUGGGUGCAACAAGGCUCGUCUUGGUUAUCUUUUUGCGCAGCUUUCACACUGUCACCUGCAUUUGGUGGAAACAAAGGGCUUGCACUCCUCAAAAAUUGAUGACCUAACAGAUUCAUUUCUAAAGUUGGGGCAUUUUUACCGGGUCCUCGAACAGGAAUGCUUUCAUGUCUCCUCCAUAACAGAUCUCAACUUCAAAAACAUUGUAGAUAUAAGCAUGGGCAGUCUGAACUUUGAUCGUUUCAAUGAUGAAGUUUACCGACAUGUUAAUGAAUCUACCGUGGAAGCAUUGGGCAAAAUGGUACAAACACUUCAUAAUACCAUUCCUAGUGCAACCCUAGAGGAUAUUAUAUCCUGGCAAGAUGUUUAUAAGCAUCAUGUUCAAACUUUGCUGCAGAAUUUGGAGUACAGAGUUAAAAAAAUUCAUAUCAAAAAUCCUGAGAGCCUACAGAGCAUACUAAGUGAACUUGAGCAGACCUAUGAUGUUUGUAGAAAGCAUUUUAGAAACUUAGAGCAUCAGUCUGCUUUGGUCAUCAUGAAGCAGUACUUCAGUGGAGUUGUCCCUUUGCAUGUUCUUAAAGAAAGUGUGCAUAGUGAUCUUUCUCUGAAGGAUUGCCUUAUUGUGCUUCUUAACUUCUGGGUGAGAUUAAAUGCUGAUAUGGUGGAAAUUGCCGAAAGUUCAGAUGAGAAGCUAACUGCAGUUUCUUUGAUGAUUUGCCUCAAGGUUUUCAUGAGGUUAGUCAUGGAGGGAAAAGUUACACCAAGUCAGGGAUGGGGCACUAUGUAUUACUUUGCCAAUUAUGGCUUCUCAACUAGUCCGGUAGAACAUUGUUCUUUCUGUAAAGCCAUGGUCUUAUCUGGAUGUGAGUUUGGCUCAGUGGAUGCCGUAUUCUCUGACGCUCUUUCAGAAUGCUCAAAUUACCAGACUGUGAGCUCUGACACAAAGGACAUUGUUAGUUGCUCCCUAGAUGUUUGCAGUUUAUACCUCAACAUACUAGAAAGUAUCUUGUCAAACUUAGUUCAUGACAAUAGUGAACGCCAGAGCUUGCACAACUUGUUAUCUUCUAUUAGCAGACUGGGAGGUGACUUGGAAGUUUUAAAGAGGGUCCGAUCUGCAGUUUGGGAAAGAAUAGCCAAGUUCUCUGAUGAUCUGCACCUGCCCAGUCAUAUUCGAGUAUAUGUUCUGGAGGUAUUGCAGUUUAUUUUAGGGAGAAAAGAGAAGCUUUCGACAGAGGGGGACUGGAGUAUCCUUCCUUGGGAAGAGUGGGAUGAAUGGACUUCCACAAGUAAGAAUGCUGAACUUACAGCAGAAAGAACUUUUUCUAAUCAAUCAGAAGCAUCUAACAGGUUUAAGAAUACAUUGGUUGCCCUGAAAACAACUGAGCUUGCAGGAUCAAUUUCUUCCCAUUUGGAAAUUAACGAUGAUGAUCUACUGACAGUUGAUUCAGCAGUUUCUUGCUUUGCAAAAUUGUGUGAAGCAGCUGAUAUGCAUGCUCAUUUUGACUCCCUUUUGGCCAUAUUGAGGGAGUGGGAAACCCUCUUUCUGGUGGAGAAAAGAAAAGAAGCUUCUGUAGAAGUGUCGGGAGCAUCUGAUUCAGGCAUUAACUGGAGUGACAAUUGGGAUGAGGGCUGGGAAAGCUUUCAAGAUGAAGACCCUGUUGAGGAAAAGAAAACUGAACCUUCUGUCUCUGUCCAUCCUUUACACACAUGCUGGAUGGAGAUCCUAAGGAAACUCAUAAUACUUUCAAGAUUCAAUGAGGUGAUGAAAUUGAUCGAUCGAUCCUUGGAAAGACCUGAUAUAGUCGUAAUCAAUGAAGACGAUGCAAGUAACCUGAGCAACAUGUUAAUUGAUUCUGAUUGCUUCAUGGCGUUAAAAGUAGUGUUAUUGCUCCCAUAUAAAACAUCACAUUUGCGCUCCUUAGAUGCAGUUGAAAACAAGCUUAAACAAGGAGGUAUUCCAGAGAAGAGCGAUAAGGAUUUCUUAACUCUUAUUUUAUCUUCUGGAAUAAUUUCCACUAUCAUAUCUAAACCAGCAUUCGGAGCUACUUUCUCUUACAUUUGUUACCUGGUGGGCCAAUUUUCACACCAAUCUCAGAAUUCCCUCGUGUCAUGGACAAAUCAGAAUAUGAGCGAAGAUGAAGGCUUUUACUGCCUUACUUUUAGACAAAUUCUGUUUCCUUGUUUUGUGUCGGAGCUGAUAAAGGCAAAUCAGCAGAUUCUAGCUGGAUUUCUUGUUACUAAAGUAAUGCACACAAAUCCUUCUCUUUGCUUGGUUAAUGUUGCCGAGGCUGGCCUCAGCCGGUAUUUGCAAAGCCAUAUCAAGCUACUAGAAUGUCGUCAUGACUUCGAUGUUGAAGCAAGAAAACCUGAGAUACUACGAAAGACACUUUCUAACUUGGAAGUCAAAUUAAAGGACUUGAUCCGAUCUGCGUUAUCGUUGCUUCCAAAUAGUUAGUUCAUAGUUGUUAUAGCAACCCAUUGGUGUUGGGUUUAUACUGCUGAUCUUUGUCUUUUCAGCUAGAAGAUUUUUCUUUUUGGAUAAGCAUUUUUAUUUAGCAGGAUAUAUGUAGGGGUCUUGUACAUGUCUUGUGUUGUUGAAUUGUACAUUUCAAGAGUAGGCUGGUUUGCUUAAAUAUAGUAAGUAACUUUGGUGCAAUACUUCUGAUGGCAGAAUUUAUCUGGAACUCAAUCCCAUUUUUGAAGUUU
Beta vulgaris subsp. vulgaris (sugar beet) is the source of this 7640-nucleotide messenger RNA. RefSeq names its product MAG2-interacting protein 2. Gene Ontology annotation, molecular function: SNARE binding. Gene Ontology annotation, cellular component: endoplasmic reticulum membrane; Dsl1/NZR complex. The transcript has 12 exons. Gene Ontology annotation, biological process: retrograde vesicle-mediated transport, Golgi to endoplasmic reticulum. The coding region runs from base 256 to 7389 and encodes 2377 amino acids. The record is from RefSeq and is a predicted model, not a curated record. NCBI's taxonomy places the organism in Eukaryota, Viridiplantae, Streptophyta, Magnoliopsida, Caryophyllales, Amaranthaceae.